AUGGCUCCGAAAGCUCUUUCUACCCCAAAAUUUCAAGGUCCUCGAGAAAAUCGACGGUCAAUUUCCUCCCAUUCCACUUCUCCUCUCUCCUCUAAUGCAUUCCCAGAUCAGAGAUCCUUCAGAGAGAUUCUUACGCGGGAGCACAAGGAGAAUAAGAGGAUAACGACCAAUAGAUUAUUGUAUUGGAGCAAGCAACAAGGGUUUCGACAACUUGGGAAUGUCAAUCUCAUGGACGAAAUCGCUGUCAUGUCCUUGGUUUGGUGA
Messenger RNA from Microthlaspi erraticum, 264 nucleotides. The record is from the annotation of a GenBank genome assembly. NCBI's taxonomy places the organism in Eukaryota, Viridiplantae, Streptophyta, Magnoliopsida, Brassicales, Brassicaceae.